AUGAGCUAGUCGGAUUCAGAUAACAAGGCCGAAUUAUCUGAGGAUUACGACGAUGAUUUUGUUGAAGAAAAGCCCAUUGAACCCAGACCUUAUAAAACACCUCAUGAUGAUGAAACCAUUCAAGAUAUUCUAUCUCUAUACGUUAAGGAUAGACCCCUAAUCAAAAUGCAGUUCAUCAAAAAGAGAAAGGAAUUUGGAUUGACAUUCAAAUUUAGUGAUCAAGAGACUUCCGAAAGGACCGGAGAAAUCAAGGCAUUAGACAAGGACCCCCUCUAAUUAGUCAAAAAUAAAGUUAUAGAUAUGGGCAUACAAGGAUGUAAUCCUGUUUUAGAUGCUUCCUCUCAAACAGUGUGGAACAGAAAAAUUAACAAAGCACUUCAAGUCGACGAAGGAGAUGAGAGAUAGGAACAACCUGAUGAGGAUUUUAAACUUCUAAAAUUUUUAGAAACUGUCUAUCCAUUAAUGGAAGAAGCUCUUUAAUCAAAUGAAACUAUUGAUAUUUACUAAGAUGAUUUCAAUGUCCUUCCAUCAUCUGAUCUAAAUGGAGACUAAAAUGCUGAACUUACAAAUGUAAUCAAAGAAAUCAAAAGUUUCAGUUAUUUAAAUUGUAAAGGGAAAAAAAUACAGUGCAUACAAUUCUAACCAUCUAGUCAGGCAAUCAAAUCAAAAUAUAUUGUUGCAGAGUCUUUUGUGGAAAAUCUAUUAUUUGAAGAAAGAGUUAUUUCAUAAUUGAAGUCUCAUAAAUCUUUGGUGGUGUUUUGGGAUUUUGAAGAUAUCCAUUCAAUUGAACCAGUUUUACUAUUAUAAUCGCCUCUUGAAAUACUAGCAUUUGAAUUCAACCCAAAAGACCCUAAUAUUAUUAUAGGAGGAGCAAUUAAUGGAUAAGUUAUGCUUUGGGAUUUAAGUGGAACAGCACUUUCUGUUUUUGCAUCCAAAAAAACAUAAAAAACUAAACAAGAAAGAAAUGAAAUACAAGAGUUAUUACCAAAAAUGACAUCAGCUCUUUAAGACCCUGCUUCAUACUAAGCAGCUGCAGCAAACGAUGUAUUGAAAAAGUAGGUUGCAUCCCACAAAAGCCCUGCAUUAGCCCUUAAAUGGUUCCCUAUAGGAAUGGAAUUCGAUAAAAAACACUUUAACCAUCUUAUUCUAACCACAUCAUAGGAGACAUAUUAAUUCGCAAGUAUUAGUGCUGAUGGUCAAAUUUUGUUUUGGGAUACACGUUUGAUAGAUAAGGACAGCAAAAAGACAUAAUAAGAUAUUUCAUCUAUUCCCUGGAAAGCUACAUAUGGAAUAUAAUUAUAUCGACCUGAAGGAGGUGGAAUGAUGGGUGGUGGAUACUUGCAAUUUAGAAAGAAUUAGAAAACACCCACAUUGUCUGGGACAUCUGAUGAAGGAGAAGUUUUCAUUUUAGAUUGGGGUGAAAGAUAGGGAGAAGAGGGAUAAAAGAAUUAAUUAGUCACAACGAUAUGGCAGUAGGCAAGAAGCAUGAGACCUCCUAUAGCAUUGGAUGUUAGUCCAUUUUUCGAUGAUAUCAUUCUUACUUUACACGAUUUCAAUUUUUGUGUAUGGAAACAUAAUUCAACCUAACCAAUAUUUGAUAGUCUAAUUUUGAAAGGUGCACAUAUAACUUGUGGUGGAUUCUCUCCAUUUAGAGCAGGAGUAAUUAUCAUUGGAAAAACUGAUGGAAACCUAGAUGUGUGGGAUAUGUUAGAUUAAUCACAUAAAUGGACACUAUAAUUUUAGGUUGUAGCUUGUGCUAUCACUUCAUUGAAGUUUAAUGACAAUAUGGCACAUAUCGUGGCUGUUGGUGAUUCAGAUGGUACCUUGCAUUUAUUAGAAUUCCCUUAAAGUUUAUGCAAAGAUCAAGGGAAUGAAAUAAAAGUCAUGAGAUAAUUUUGGGAUAGAGAAGUCAGGAGGGUCAAUUAUUAUUAGGAAAGAUUUAAGCUUAGAGAAUAGCAAGCCAAGGAACAAAAUGAGAAAGAGAUUUUAGCUCAAGCGAUGAAAGAAACAAAACAACCAGGAGAUACUAAAGUUCUAGAUGAAAUAUCAAAUUUUGAGAGCGAGUAUUAAAAGUUCAGAGACACAUUACUUGGAAUAGCUCCUAAAGUUGAAGAUGAAAAAGGGAUUAGUAAAUAAAAAAAGUGA
Molecule: messenger RNA, 2145 nt
Organism: Paramecium tetraurelia
Lineage: Eukaryota; Ciliophora; Oligohymenophorea; Peniculida; Parameciidae
Exons: 9
Biological process (GO): cilium movement involved in cell motility; inner dynein arm assembly
Cellular component (GO): inner dynein arm
Molecular function (GO): dynein light chain binding; dynein heavy chain binding
Source: RefSeq, a predicted model, not a curated record